This is a messenger RNA of Penicillium angulare, 1011 nucleotides long. RefSeq names its product alpha/beta fold hydrolase. The record is from RefSeq and is a predicted model, not a curated record. Lineage: Eukaryota; Fungi; Ascomycota; Eurotiomycetes; Eurotiales; Aspergillaceae. Gene Ontology annotation, molecular function: catalytic activity. The transcript has 2 exons. The coding region runs from base 1 to 1011 and encodes 336 amino acids.
AUGGCAGACAUCGCAUUCCCCGCCAAUGCAAAGAGUCUAAGCCUCUCUUCCGGCCACACAUACACAUAUGUAUACAUAUCCGCCCAAACCGACAAGUCAACAAUCCUAUUUCUGCACGGAUUCCCUUCCUCAAGCUAUGACUGGCGGCACCAGAUAGAUUUCUUUGCAAACGAAGGCUAUGGAGUCCUUGCACCCGAUCUACUCGGCUACGGCGGAACCAGCAAACCCACAUCUACAGAUGAAUACAAGGCCAAGAAAAUGGUAGCUGAGAUCUCAGAAAUCCUAGACCAUGAGAAACUCGAAUACGUCCAUGCUGUAUCACACGAUAUAGGCAGUAUUUUGUUAUCCCGCCUAGCGAACUAUCUCACUCAGCGCCUUUUAUCAUGCACGUUUAUAGGUGUACCAUACAGUAGACCGGGCUCACAUUUUGAUCUUGAUGCCGUGAAUGCAAUGACGAAGAAUCUACUUGGGAAGGAGAAAUUCGGAUAUCUUCGUUUAUUCAUCGAAGAUUACGCGGGAAAACUACUAGAUGAGCAUAGUGAUUCCUUUUUCACGCUAUUUUAUCCUGCCGAGCCAAAUCUGUGGGACGACCAUAUGGGCCCAACCGGAUCUAUGGAAGCCUGGCUUCGAGAGGAUAGACAAGCACUACUUGCAGACUAUAUUUCACCUGAGGAAAAAGCCAUACACCAAAAGAUCCUUCAAGGCCAUCAUGGUACCGCACUGAAAUGGUACUACCCACUGGUGUACAAUAUGAACGAACAGGACGAGGUUGAUUCUGCAUUGCCUAACCAGGUUGCAUGUCCCGUGCUGAUGGUCUUUCCAUCAUCAACCGUAGACCAGUAUUCAGCCAGUGAAAGCAAGUCGACUGAAUUUGCGAAUGGGUUGACCAUCAAAGGCGUGAACAAAAAUGGCCACUGGUUACAGUUAGAAGCGAAGGAUGAGGUGAACGCGAUAUUGAAGGAAUUCUUUGAGGCGGAGACGAGUAAAGCGCCUCGCGAAUCUUCUACUUGA